AUGACACCAUCUCAGUCCUUUUGGGCUGGUGCAACAGCACUACUGUCUCUCAUUGCAGUACACACUGACGUCCACGCGUCACCUGUCUGCAAUACUGACAAUUCGGCACCAAUGACAGCCUAUCAUGCAUCAAAAACCUACGUUGGAUGUUACUUAGAUCCCAAAGUGACAAUUUUGACGGCAGCGAAACUUAGCACCAUUGGUAUGACUCCCCAGUACUGUGCCAACUGGUGCGGUCAACGAGGCUUUGUAUAUGGAGGUAUCGAGUUUGGAACACAAUGUUUCUGUGGGGGUGUGCCUGAUUUUAGUACUGCGACGAAGACCAACGACAGUAGCUGCAACUCGAGAUGCGCAACGGAGCCAUCCAGCUCGUGUGGAGGAGGCUAUGUUAUGUCUUUGUAUAAGAUCUCGAAUCCGCAAGGCGACGUAACGAACACUGGGUUCGUGCCAGCGUGCCAAACACAGCCCCUCUGCAGUCACUCUGUCUGUGAUACUUCGUUAAGCAUUGCGGAGAGAGUCAAUUCACUUGUCGAAUCCCUGACCCUGGAGGAAAAGAUCCUUAAUCUUGUAGAUGCUUCAGCGGGAUCUGCCCGGCUCGGCUUACCUUCCUACGAGUGGUGGAACGAGGCAACGCAUGGUGUUGGCUCUGCACCAGGUGUGCAAUUCACCUCCAAACCAGCCAAUUUCAGCUAUGCCACAAGCUUCCCUGCACCAAUCCUGACGGCGGCUUCCUUCGAUGUUCCUUUGAUUCGUAAAAUAGCUGAAGUAAUCGGCAAAGAAGGGCGGGCGUUUGCCAAUCAUGGAUUUUCGGGAUUCGAUUUCUGGGCCCCGAAUAUCAAUGGUUUCAGAGACCCUCGAUGGGGAAGAGGGCAAGAGACUCCGGGAGAGGAUAUUUUCGUUGCGCAGAACUAUAUUCGCAAUUUCGUCCCAGGACUUCAGGGUGAUGACCCGACGAACAAGCAAGUCAUUGCAACAUGCAAACAUUACGCAGUCUACGACUUGGAGACAGGCAGAUAUGGAAACAAUUACAACCCCACCCAGCAGGAUCUGAGUGAUUACUUUCUGGCUCCGUUCAAGACCUGUGUACGUGACACAGAUGUGGGAAGCAUCAUGUGUUCGUACAAUUCAGUUUCCGGCAUUCCAGCCUGUGCGAAUGAAUACCUUCUUGAUGAGGUGCUCAGAAAGCAUUGGGACUUCAAUGCAGACUAUCACUACGUGGUGUCUGACUGCAACGCAGUCACCGACCUUUGGCAGUACCACAACUUUACUGACACCGAAGAAGCGGCAGCCUCCGUUGCUCUCAAUGCCGGGGUUGAUCUGGAGUGUGGGUCCUCAUACCUGAAACUCAACGAAUCCCUCGCAGCAAAUCAAACCUCAGUCAAAGCCAUGGACCAGUCAUUGGCGAGACUAUAUUCGGCACUGUUUACGGUCGGGUUCUUCGAUGGCGGGAAGUACGACCAUCUCGAUUUCUCGGACGUGUCUACCCCUGCAGCACAGGCUCUAGCGUAUGAGGCUGCAGUCGAAGGUAUGACGCUUCUCAAAAAUGACGACCUUCUUCCUCUGGACUCUCCGCAUAGGUACAAGAGCGUCGCCGUGAUUGGACCAUUUGCAAACGCCACGACUCAGAUGCAAGGGGGCUACUCUGGCAAUGCGCCGUACUUGAUUAGCCCAUUGGAAGCAUUUGAAAGCGAUCACAGGUGGAAAGUGAAUUAUGCUUCCGGUACAGCAAUCAACGAUCAGAACACCACUGGAUUUGAGGCGGCUGUAGCAGCCGCGAAGAAGUCUGAUUUGAUUGUUUAUCUUGGUGGCAUCGACAACUCUCUCGAGUCCGAAACGCUUGAUCGGACUUCACUCGCCUGGCCGGGGAACCAACUCGAUCUCAUCAAAACCUUGUCCAACCUCUCAAAGCCAAUGGUGGUUGUCCAAUUCGGUGGUGGCCAGGUCGAUGACAGCGCGCUCCUGAAGAACAAAGAUAUCCAAGCUCUGAUUUGGGCGGGAUAUCCCAGUCAAAGCGGGGGCUCUGCUCUUCUUGAUGUACUUGUGGGCAAAAGGUCACCUGCUGGCAGACUACCAGUCACGCAGUAUCCCACCAGCUAUGCAGACCAAGUCAAUAUCUUCGAUAUCAACCUUCGCCCUAACUUGACAGACUCAUAUCCUGGACGAACAUACAAAUGGUACACCGGAAAGCCGGUGAUCCCAUUCGGCCACGGUCUUCACUACACAAAAUUCAAGUUUGAUUGGGUAGAGACUUUGAACCGGGAAUACGACAUUCAGGAACUCGUUGCCUCAUGCCAAAGAGGUUCUGGCGGUCCAAUCAAAGACAACACACCCUUUACCACUGUCAAGGUGCGAGUCAAAAAUGUCGGUCAUAGAACUUCCGACUACGUUAGCUUGCUGUUCCUUUCCAGCAAGAAUGCCGGCCCUGCUCCACGCCCCAAUAAGUCCCUGGUGUCUUACAUGCGUCUCCACAACAUUGCUCGCGGAAGCGAUCAAGUGGCAGACUUGCCUCUCACUCUCGGCUCACUGGCCCGAGCUGAUGAGAACGGAAGUCUCGUGAUAUUCCCAGGGCGUUACAAGAUUGCAUUGGACAACUCCGAGGGCUUGACUUUCGAGUUCACAUUGAAGGGUAGCCCAGCGGUGAUCGAGACGCUUCCUGCCCCUGAUGCACAGUAUAAUUUUACGGUGCCCGUUCAUAUUCAGCCGGCAUCCACUGAAGCCCAUAGUUAG
Aspergillus pseudonomiae is the source of this 2727-nucleotide messenger RNA. RefSeq names its product glycoside hydrolase superfamily. Gene Ontology annotation, biological process: xylan catabolic process; arabinan catabolic process. Gene Ontology annotation, cellular component: plant-type cell wall. Bases 1 to 2727 code for a protein of 908 amino acids. The transcript is spliced from 3 exons. The record is from RefSeq and is a predicted model, not a curated record. Lineage: Eukaryota; Fungi; Ascomycota; Eurotiomycetes; Eurotiales; Aspergillaceae. Gene Ontology annotation, molecular function: alpha-L-arabinofuranosidase activity; xylan 1,4-beta-xylosidase activity.